Nothoprocta perdicaria is the source of this 2433-nucleotide messenger RNA. It is a transcript of the gene LRMDA, whose product is annotated as leucine rich melanocyte differentiation associated. Gene Ontology annotation, molecular function: protein binding. The record is from RefSeq and is a predicted model, not a curated record. Lineage: Eukaryota; Metazoa; Chordata; Aves; Tinamiformes; Tinamidae. Gene Ontology annotation, biological process: melanocyte differentiation. The transcript is spliced from 7 exons. Bases 1 to 690 code for a protein of 229 amino acids.
AUGGCGGGGGUCGUGGUGAGCGGAGACCAAGUGUCCUACAUCAGUCAAGAUUGUGAAGAAAUUCCAGAAUUCCUGGGAAGAAACUAUGGCCACAUGGCAAAAAGGCUAGACCUUAGUUUCAACUUGCUAAGGUCACUGGAAGGACUGAAAACGUUCGGCUCUUUGGAGGAGCUGAUCUUGGACAACAACCUACUCGGAAACGACCUUCUGCUGCCCAGGUUACCCCAGCUCCAUACCUUAACGCUCAACAAGAACCAAAUAACAGAAUUAGAGAGCCUUUUGGAUCAUUUGGCUGAAGUUGUGCCUUCGCUGCAGUAUCUCAGCUUGCUUGGAAACGUGGCCUGCCCGAAUGAAUUGGUCAGCAGAGACAAGGAUGAAGAUGACUACCAGAGGUACAGAUACUUUGUCCUGCACAAAUUGAGAAAUCUGAAAUUUCUUGAUACUCGGAAAGUAACCAAGAAAGAGAGAGAGGAAGCCUUGGUAAGAGGUGCCUUCAUGAAAGUGGUCAAACCCAAGGAUGCUAAGGCCUCCGGUGAUGAUGCCUCCAUCUCUCCAGAGAUGCAAUAUACACCUCUGCCUUUGGGAUCCAGGGACCUCACCAAUCACAGAGGCGUUUUGGGAAAAUGCCGCUACGUUUACUACGGAAAACAUUCCGAGGGCAACAGAUUCAUCCGAGAUGACCAGCUAUAAAACACAGCAUUGCUUUGUGCCUCUUCAGUCCAUCUCGAUAAGAAGCGCAAAUUGCAUCCAGAUUUUAAGCAUGUAACUAAAGUCCUCCAGUGCCUUCUGCUGACUUUGCCAAGCCUGUCAAGAUCAUCCUUCUAUCUUCGUCUGAGUAGUCACAUAGAGAUUGACAUGAUUGCCUUUAAGCAGGUCCCAUCUACCAGCGUGACAGACAGCUGCAGCCAAGCACCCGGCCUGACAGGAUGAGCACCGUGAUGGAUUGCCUGGUCCGACUGCUGCUCGCAGCAGAGCAGAGGUCACACCUGGGGCUCCUCCGAGCCCGCGCGAUCCGCAGCCCGCGCAGCGCCUGCCGCUGCGGCUCGCCUGUUGAGCAACAGGGGCUGGCGCUAGCCGAGUGUUUAGGAAGGAGAGAGGSUCUAAUUUCACAUGAAAAAGCACCUUAUCUGCUCUUACUUUCCCCCYUUGAAUUAAGUAUGUUUCUAUCUCACGCGUGCAUAUGAAAAUCUUCCUCACAGAGCUUCACCGUCUUCCCCACCAACAAAUGGGUCUAUGUGGAUUCUUUUUUCUUUUCAGGAUGUAUUUUACUUCUUGAAAUAUUUGAGCCAUGCACAGUGCUAUUACUUUGUAUUUUUGUUUACAUAUAAAGAUGUUUAAGCACUUUUCCAGGCCAACCAAAUUUUGCUAAUUUUAAAUUAAAUCUCAAGGUUUAUUCACCUUCAAGAAAGGGACCAUUCUUAACACUGCAGAAUAGUGACACAGAGGACCUCACAUGGUAUAUGCUUUGAAAAAGUCCGUGAUUACAACCUGGUCACAGUGUGUUAUUCCUGUUUUAUUGGAUAACAUACUUUUAAGUUGACCAGAGAUUGCAUUUAGAAUUAAAUGCGUACAUUUAGAAAGAAAAACUAUAGUUCCUCCUGCCAUCUUCAACAAGGGGAGCUAUAAAAUAAAAUUUUCACCAGGUGUCUAUCGUUAUUUUGAAGGAAAAAGAAGAAAAUAAAAGUAACUGGUGGAAUUAACAUAAUUAGAACCUUUGCUAAUAUGUUCUAGGAAUGAGCUCUCGUUAAUCUCCUUUGAUGUAUAUGCAAGCAAUGCUUCUGUCAGAUUUUGAAAACAACAAUGCAUAGCAUAUUUCCUGCUUUUCUGAUAAACAGCUUGGAUGUACUAAGAACUUGUUACUGUGAAAUUCCCAAAGCUUUAUAAAUACACUGCAUUCAGUGCUACUGGAUCCAAAGRAAUGGGCCAAGGAAUGAGCAGAAAUUCUGACCUCUGGGCUUUUCCAAACCUGUUCAUAUUGGUCCCAAUUGAGAGUGGUCGCUMUCUGACUUUUUUGGCUUGUCUGAAAUCACUGGUUGCUUUUAAUUCACUUUUAUUAUUAGCUGGUGGUGUAAAUGGAAAGGAGCUGGAUGUAGAAGCCAGCUUUGAAGUUAGGUUUGUUCUGUAAAAAAAGAUGAAACCUAAUGACAGAGUGACAAAGAAAAACUUGGUGCUGCUGUCCAUUUUAGACUUGCUUCCUCUGAAUGUCUAUAGUAAAUAUUUAAUAAAUAUUUGAAAUUGAUGAGGAACAUAGAAUUAUCUACUUUGCAUCACUUAUAGAGCAGACCUUAUAUUUUACGUUUAGAUUGAGCUCUGAGCUGCUCGUUGAAACAACCGGUGAGUUUUGGCCACUUGUAACACCUUGGGUAAUGUCAUAGAUACCUCCUAAUGAAAUUGUAAUGACCAGUGGGUAAAUUCAUGUUAGAACUUGUAGGA